Messenger RNA from Cryptomeria japonica (Japanese cedar), 4182 nucleotides. RefSeq lists its product as uncharacterized. Gene Ontology annotation, molecular function: protein binding. The coding region runs from base 1391 to 3559 and encodes 722 amino acids. The record is from RefSeq and is a predicted model, not a curated record. NCBI's taxonomy places the organism in Eukaryota, Viridiplantae, Streptophyta, Pinopsida, Cupressales, Cupressaceae. Gene Ontology annotation, biological process: signal transduction. The transcript has 5 exons.
GCCAACACCCAUGAUGGUCCACACCUCAUUAUGAACAAGGGCCAAAAGAUUUCGAAUCAACAUCAACUGGUCAAAUGUUUGGCCAUAUAAACUCGUAUGACAGAGACAUUCAUGGAGAUUCUCCUCUACCCAUGCACAAAUAUUUUACAGUAUAAGCAUCACUUCUCUACCAUACGCAAAGAUUUUAUCCUGCUAAAAUAUUUUGCCGUGUAGAAGGAAAAGUUUCGUAAAGUGGGUAGGCCUUAUCUUUGGUGUUUGGAAAUCAAAGUAAUCAUCAUCACCUUGGGGAUGAUUUCAAAACUGGUAAAAUUUAAUAGUUUUGAAAAGUAUCAAAGUUUGGUGGGAAUGUGAAUGUGAUAAUGCUUAUUUUGAAAUGUAAAUCCUGGUGGGCCGCAGUAGGUAUCGAGGUUUUAAUAUGUACGGUAAUGGUGCUGCUGUUUCUGUCAUCAGACGGGGAAAAUGCUGUGCAGAGUGUUUGAUUUUUGUCUCUAGGGAAAAGUGUCCUUGGAGUUGGAGUUGGCGUCAAUUGACGAGUAUUCGUCUGUCGCGUUUGCAGCCUACAUAGAUUGGAAUGCGGUGGAGGUAAAGAGAUCCGGCGGGUUCAGGACGAACUGGAGAGCGCAGGGCUCAAAAUUGCUUUUUGAUGUACUAUAAAUCCGGUGAAAUCGGGAGAAUUUGAAUUUUCUUUGUGGUCAGAAAGGAAGGCUGAACGGGAGCUUUGGCUAAGCUGUCAAUGAAUUUGCGUAGGAUUGAGACAGGCUUUGCUUUUUCCGUGGAAAGAUUUGCUAAUUUGAGCUGCGAUUGUUAGUUAAGGACUAUCUUUAGCAUCUCUGCUAGAAUUUGAGGCGGUGUUAUAGAUAGACAACUGUGAACUGGAUGCAGCUUUGAUACGAAUCCAUGGAAAUCAGAGCUUGAAAAUGGUGAAUAAUGCUUAAAAUUGAGUAUUAUUUUGAGAAAUAGUGAUUAAUGCUUAACAUUGGCAUUAUUUGGACUUUCCUUAAAAGUAUGCAAUAAAAGCUGUCGGUUUGGAAGACUUCAAGCAUUUCUACAAACUUGUAGAGUAAAGCUGUUGAAAAAGCUUCCGAUUAAGGCAACGUUUGAGUUUUUUCCGUGAAGCUUGUGAACCUGUCCCUAUACUGAGGAGUUAAAGCUGUUUGAAAAGAUCCGGAUUCCGUGAAAUUUGAGUUGAAAAGUGAAGCAUCAGAUUCAGCGAACUUUGAGGCUAGCAGAAAGCUUUUUUGCUUGCCUGUUGAAGAUUCGAGCGGUUGAAGAAGAUCACGUUUUCGGUGAACUUUUAGGUUCACUGAAAAACGAGUUGAAGGUUCCGGGCGAGUGUUUGAUGUUAAAAAAUGGAGUAAUAUUGAUAAGAUUUUGAAGGAAAUCUUUGUUGAUGGCGAGAGAGAAAGGAACCAUGGAGGAUUUUAUCCGCGGAGGAGGAAAAGUUCGAAAGAGAGGCUCUUCGUCGUCUUCGUCAUCCACAAUACUGCAGAAUGUGAAGCUGAAACGUGCGAUUCUGGCAGGGAGACGAGGAGGCUCGAGCACGCCGGUACCGAAUUGGAAAAUGUCUUCAGAAACGCCUCCAAUGGCGUCUUCGCCAUACCCGCCUUCACUCAGUGGUAUUGCACGUGGUAACAGGGUUUCCGUUUCUGCAAGGAAAUUGGCUGCUACUCUUUGGGAGCUUCAGGAAAUACCGACCUCGUCUACAGCGGCAGUAGGCAUACAACAAGAUAAGAAGGUUAAGAAGAGCUCACGGAAUGGCGAUUAUUACAAAACCAGAAGCCGCGAGAGAACGCCGUUGCAGUCUCAUUUCUUGCCUCCGCAUUUGUCUGAUCCAUCUCACAGUCCAAGCUCUCUGACAGCAGAUCGAUCUGGGACAGGCAGCCUCAGAAGACAAAUAGCUUCUCUGAUACAGAGAAAUGGGCAUGCUCGAAAAAAUGGUGGAUCUUUGCAGCCUUUACGAUCCCCAAGCAAUGUGAGCUCAAUGGAGAUAGAGACCCGUGAUCGGCCUUUCACCCCUUCAAGUUCCCUCCUGGGUUUGAAGGUCAAGUCAGGGGAAUCAGGCUAUAAUCUCACAACCUCUUCUGAGCUGUUGAAGAUUCUAAACCGUAUAUGGAGCCUUGAAGAACAACAUUCAUCCAGUGUCUCAUUGGUAUCUGCUUUACGAUCUGAAUUGGAACAUGCUCGGGGGCGAAUCCGGGAAUUAAUGCAAGAACAGAGAGAGGAUCGUCACCAAAUUGAUAGCUUAAUGAAAAGAGUUGCAGAAGAAAAGAUGAUUUGGAAAACCAAAGAACAAGAUAAAGUUAGAGCUGCCAUUCAAACAGCAAGAGAAGAGCUGGAAGAUGAAAGGAAAUUUAGGAGGAAACUGGAGAGUGUGAAUAAAAAGCUUACACGAGAGCUGGAUGAAACAAAGGGGGCACUUGCAAAAGCACUGCAAGAUUUUGAGAGGGAACAGAAAGCUCGGGAACUAAUGGAAGAAGUUUGUGAUGAAUUGGCAAGGGAAAUUGGAGAAGACAAGGCUGAGGUGGAGGAACUGAAACGUGAGUCUGCUAAGGUUUGGGAAGAGGUUGAAGAGGAGAGAAAGAUGCUUCAGAUGGCAGAGGUAUGGAGGGAAGAAAGGGUUCAGAUGAAGCUAGCAGAAGCCAGGCUUGAGCUUGAAGAGAAAAAUGAAAUUCUAGAUAAGCUAAGAAGUGAGCUAGAGGCAUUUUUGAGAGCCAAAAGGGCAAAUGAUUUGAAGAGUGAGGUACGAAACAGAAUUGAUGCAAGGGAAGCAGAGCUACAGAGAGAUUCAAUGAAUGAGGUUAAAAGUGCACCUCAAGGGAUAGAUGAUGAAGAUUCAGCUGACAGUGAUCUUCAUUCAAUUGAACUUAACAGAGAAACAUUGGAAGAUAAUACUAGAGCCUACAAAUGGAGUUAUGCUACUUCUGGGAGAUCAGAAGAAACAAAGGGCCGUAGAUCAGAUCAGAGGGCAAACUUGAAUGAAGAAUCAAAAGGUCGAAGAUCCAAUGACCAAAGAAUUCAGAUUGAAGACCAGAUGGGAAAUACAUGGCAUGGGAGCAAAGCGCAAAUAUUGGAUAGGCUUAAAGGCAACAAUUCUCUUGACAAAGAGAGGAUGGCAGAAGGAAUCGAAUGGGAUUUUACAAGUAGUUCUCAGUGGAUUGAGAGGAAUAUUGAGUCAUGGGACGAUGGCCAAGAUCAUGGGAAACCCUCAAAAAAUGCCACUGAGAGUCUGGCCAGAGCUGACAGUCUGACUGAGUCUGAAUGCAAUGGUGCAAAGCAGGAUCAGGACAAAGCAAGGCGAUUUAAGUCUGUUGGUGGUGGCAGAGAUCAUUUUGUUAGUUCUGCAUUAGUGUCUGCACAUGGCUCUGCCAGCCCAACCCGACAAUGGAAUCAUCACUGGCCUCCUCCUGAUCCUGGAAGUGCAAGGAUUGGAAGAUCAAAAGGUGGUCCAGAUUGGGCCAAGGGAUCACGAGAGAACACUUUGAAGGCAAGACUACUGGAAGCUCGUUUGGAAGGUCAGCACACACGUGCAGGUAGAUCAAAAUUUUUGGAGUACAAGUAGAUGGAGAGAAAGGAACUACAAAAGAGUUAUAUCUUGGAAAUGCUGUUUUCUGCGGGAUCUGUUCCAUUCCUUAUGACACUGUGCAUAGACUAUUUUAUCUGGAUAUAAUAAUAGCAAAAGCUUUUGGAACUUAUUAACCAACAUUGCUCCUCUUUUUUAAUACUCCAUUUAGAUGCCAUCCCUCUCCUUAUUGACCUUGAAUUCCUCUCGUUUCACCUUUCUCCUCUGGAGUGGCCUGUUCUAGUCAAUACAGGCCAAAUCUCCACUAAAGAGAGGCUACAAAGUCAGAUGAACAUGUGUCUAACCCAAGACCACACCACCCCGGUGUGGUCUUUUGGUGUGGAUUUACAUUUAUAAGUAAAUGACAGAAGGAUCCUUUUUUAUUGUUGUACUUCCACAACACAAAAUCUAUUAAUAAGUUGGAUCCAAGCCCGAGUCUCUGAGAUGGCAUUAAAUGAGAAUCAGGGAAAUGUUCAACUAUCCAGUGUGUUAAAAAUGUUCCCAGGUUUCCAAAUACCAUAUCUGAACUUGAAUCGAAGAGAUCGGCACUACAGAUAGAAAUCUGUAACUGUUUGUACAUUAUCUACUUUUUUGAGUAAGAAACUUAUUGUUCGUUUUGUAUA